AGAGACCCGGGCUACACCACCAUCCUUCCCCUGAACAACCUGCCCCAGCAUCCCUCGACCCUCCCCGUGCAGUGCCAAUACGACUUCCCCUCCAGCACCUCCUUCCCCUUAGAUGACAAUAGGCAGCACUACAAUCUAGGUCUUCAACCACACAACUCAAGUGAAAGUCUCGAUUCACCUUACUCAGCCCUACAGCAAACAGCUCCACAGACCAGCAGGAUUGUUAUCACCACUAAGAAUGUCGAUCCCUCGUUUUCUUACGUCAAAGAAGUGGAUGUAGGCAACACUGUGAUUUCUUACGUUCCCCAUAAUGUUGUGUUCAGUGAGGACCCAGACUUUUUUGAUACUGUCCAUGAUGUUGUUCAUGUUAAAUGUUUCCAAACUGACAUUAACUUUUCCAUGGCCUUCCUGUGCAAGCCGCAGGAUCUCCCAGAAAACUGUCUCGUUGUCUGGGCAGUAGAUGAGAAAGUCCGGCAAAAUGCGAUGUGGAGUAGCCCGGAACACCUGAAAGUAAAAGAAGAAAAGCUGCAGACCAGUGCCAAAGUUCCCUGGUUCAGAAGCAAAAGUGCAAGCAAGGAGCAGCUGCUCCACCUUUCCCCCCGCGGCCCAGCCAUGACGGAGCCUCUCUACCAAGGUGCACAGUCAGGAUCAAAGAAAUAUCAGGGCAGAGUCCCUUCCAUCGUGGCCUUGCUGACCCACCAUGCCAAGAGCCACCACAAAGUUCAGAAGACUGCACCACAACCUGAGAAGUCCAUUCUAAAGGCAUUCCAAGAUGGUUCCUCAGAGAAUGAAUAUGGAGUCUGGCAGCAAAACAGAUUUGCUCCAGUUUCCCGAGAGAUCCACAAAGCUCUGGCCGCAGAGGAGGAAGAAAUUACGGAUAAAUCUGUGAGGCAGAUGGUCGACGAUUUUGACAAAGGUACUGGCUAUGGCUUCAGUUACCACCUCAGCCCGUCCACCAGGGUCACACCAUCAAGUCGGCCGUCAGUUCUCAACAUACCGCCGCCUCCACAGAUGCCGCUGCCUCCUGUGCCCGAGGCUCAUGACUACUCUGAGCCCCAGCCCGGCCCCUCCUCUAGGAGAGACUCAAGUCCAAGGCUGGCCAAGCCCUCGGUGACAUGGAAACAGUUCCAGUCCAACACGGCAAGCAAGGUCCACCGGCUGUGCCAACCUGUGGCCUACAGGGCUCAGAGGUUGUCCGAGUCCGUCACCUUCCUGAACCCCUACACGCAGAAGGCAGAGUACGAGGCAGCAACGGAAGAAAAGGGUUCAAGCCAAAUUAUAUUGACUCCCCACUCCGAGAAACAAAGGAGGGAGUCAACUUCCCUGUUUCUUCCGGAUGACGACGACCUCAUCAAACCCAAGGACAUAGAUCAACAGAAACUAUCUACUGUCUUAGUUUUGUCUUUGUUUGUUAUUGCCCUAAUUAUUUUUUACCUAGUUUAUUUCCUGUAGACUUUGUUGUAUGUUCACUCCCCCAUUUCUGUGUUUUAGUUGUGACACAAUUAGUUGAUAAUCUGAGAGCUGUUCUGAGGGAGCUUCUAGACGCAGUGUUGUAGCUUACAUGACGUGUUAAUGUGUUGCUUCAAGGACAUGAAAGCAGAGCUAUAUCUUUCUGGCUGCACAAAUACCUGAAAAGGCAAGUAAAUAAAUACAUGCAUCAAGUAGCUGGUUUAUGUCUCUGAUGCUUUUGAUAACCUACAAUGUACAUGUUGUUAAGUCAAGUAAUUAUAUAAAGAAGUAUAUUGUUAUAGCAAUAAUAUAUUCAUGCAAAUGAAGAUGCUGCAUGUCUAUUCUACUUGGUAAUUUAAGAAAUUUCUAAUUACCUUCGUAUGUGUUGCCUAUUAUUGAUUUCUAAAUGCCAUUUAUGUUGUAUGCAGUGUUGCUUUUAAGGAUGGUGUUUUGAUAUUUAUAGAUUAUAUACAUAGUUUAAUGUUUAUAUAUAUAUUCGAUGCUUGAAUCAAUAAAUUAACUGCUAA
This is a messenger RNA of Eriocheir sinensis (Chinese mitten crab), 1976 nucleotides long. RefSeq lists its product as uncharacterized. Lineage: Eukaryota; Metazoa; Arthropoda; Malacostraca; Decapoda; Varunidae. The transcript has a single exon. The record is from RefSeq and is a predicted model, not a curated record. The annotation marks the transcript as partial.